AUGGCAUCCUUGACUGAGGACAGCCUGCCAUCGGAGCACCUCGCUCAGCUCGAAUCACUGAAUCGACGGUAUUGCGGGCAGGUGAGUGUCUCUAUGACUACCACUCGCGGACUGCAUCCUUCGCCGUCUGUGCUUCAUGAAGCCAAAGCUGACGCCAUGCUCCCAGGAUUUCGAACCUAAUGCCGCUGGCGACGACGCGCGCAAGCAACAUCAAGAGAGUGGGGAGAAUGCCAACGCGUCUGUACAAUUACCCUCGACCGUCCAGGAAUCCGCGAGCGCAUACCUCUCCCCCAAUUCAUCGCCAAUAGGCAAACCUAAACCGGGUACCCACGCGUCGCACUCCGCGCCAGGCGACUUGGAAGCUAUGCUUCCUCAUUCAACUCCUUCGCAGGAGGCGUUCGCGGAGCUGACAAAGGCGAAGAGCUUCCCUGCUGGAGAUGUGGUGGAACCAGAGCACGAUACGCAGGAGAUGCCGUCGCAGGUCUACCACGAGGAGAUUAGGAAGUCAAUGGUGAAAGAUUCAAGGGCCACACCUGAGAGACAGCAGGAAAGCUUCCCCAUUGAAGAGUCGGAUACGGAUCAGAUAGAAGAUGGCGAUAAGACGCAGCGGACGGUUCGAGAAGGCGAGACUGGACAUAUCGAUUUGGUCACGGCAUGGCCAGAGACCUCAUCCCCAGCACGUUCGACGCAAGGCUACGAUGAGCUACUUGAGGCUCCGAAUUCCGAUAGCCCGCAGACGGAGUUCAAGAAGCCACCGCGACCGUUUGAGCCAGCCACGCCUGCGCCUGCUCUGGCUGGACAAAAGCAUGAUAGGAAUGGCGAGCCGUUUACUUCUGAAAAAUCGACAACGAAGAAGAUGACGGGCUUCUCGCAGAUGUUCCAACACACGGCGGACGGAAUCCUGAGCGGCACACAAUUGUUUGAUCAGACUCAGACACGCUCAUCGCCAAUUCAGGAGCCACUCCGUUCGAGUCCUGCACUUACUCGCCCUUCUCCCAAUUUUGCCCAGAAUGAGCCGCGCAUGGAAGCUACAUCAGAGUACGGCUUCUCUUCGCCAGUAAUGCCUAUGACUGCUAGGCCCUCGUCUUCAUACUCGAUAAACGAGCCUCGGGGUCACUAUACGACUACCAAGGAGUCUCAGGAGCGUAAGGCGCGAAAGAAGCUGGAACGAUUCGAGCGAGACCGGGCAAAGGGCUUCGUCCGAAAUGACAUGGACGAAGAAGAUGAGUCCCAGCAGCGUCGCAAGUCCAAAGCACUCCAGCGAUCGAGGAGCGCCGAGGCAAUGGCGGAUCUUCGCCAGCUGCGUGCUCCCGAGCGCCUAGGAUCCCGCACAUAUGGCAAUCGAAAGCAGCGUGAAACAAUAAACUUGGUCACGCCCGCGAUCCGGCGCCAUCAUGAGCCUCAAACCCGCUCGGAACCCGUGGACGAGGAUCUUGAUCUACUGGAUGACCGGGAGCCGAACGAGAACAUGGAAGAUGACGAGACAGUGGAUGAUAUCGACGAGCUUGCUCUCGAUGACGACGACGAGCGUGGCGAAUUGCAUGAGCUCAGCGACAAUGAUGAGUACGAUGAGCUUGGACAGACUCUGAGGAGCCAAGGAAAUGAGCCGGAGCGCUAUGAGGAGGAUGGCUCAGUCGCAGAAGGCGAUGCCACGGAUGACUUCGACUUGGACAGUGGAUUGCAAAACGUAGAUGGUGAGGCCGCGCCUGCGGACGGGAUUCUGGAUCAAAGCCAUGUCAUACAACGCACACAAGGGUCAACCAUCGCAGAUUCUCAGCCACCUGCGCAGCAUGCCACAGUCGAGCGAUCACCCAGGCACCAGCUGCAUCAUUCGCCAUUCGUGCCUGGGUCGCAUUAUGAGGAAAAGACGAGUGAGGAGCAGGUGAUACUCGCGUCUUCCCAGCGGAGGUCACAGAAUCGAGUUCCUGCAUCGCAACUCAAAAAUCAAGCAGCCGACGAGGACAGUGUUCCUAGCAGUCCUCCGCUACAGCCAGCACUUGACGACACUCUACCCAGCAACUCUGAUGAAGCGUCAAUGCAGCGGCGAGAAUUGCUCCAGGAAUUCAAGAUUCGCAGCCGUUCUGCAGAGCAAGAAGAAUCAUAUUUGCCGCGAGAAAUCCCUGAGAGCGACAGACCGGACCUGGAAGCUUAUCCCGCCAAAGAGGAGGAGAGCCAAGGUAGUAACUUCGCUGUUCCCUACUCCACGGCGAGAACGCAUGUCAGCGGCUCUGCGCCUUCACCGGCGAAACCAGCUCCGAGUCAGGCCAGCAGCUUGAUAGAUCCUUCGCCGCGCAAAGCGGCCGGCGUUCGGCACUUUGGUGACAUGGCCGGAAUUUAUAGGAGCAACUCCAGCUUUGAUGUCACUGCAGAUGUGGACGCUGUCAUGAACGGAAUCAUGACCGAUGACGACCGCAUGGUUCUAGCAGCUACAUCGGAUUCUCUAGAACAACCGAGAACAAAGCGGCGCAGGCUCAACAAGGAGGUCUCCUCCAAUGCUACAACAUCGGAAGCCAAUUCGGUUCUUCCUUCUACUCAUGCUACUUCUGACGUCGAAAUGCAAGGUGAAACGAAUCCGCCGGGCGAGAGCAAAGCCGCCAUACACAAGAGUCCAGAUCUCGCAGUCGAUAAGGAGCAGCCAGACGCGCUCCGGGAUCGCUCAAGCAAGGGCAACGAAAUGGCUACAACUUCGACACCGGUAACCUCAGAAAGAGUGCGAAACGAGACUCCUGAGAGCCGACGUUUGCGCGAGAAGGCUGGUGCUGAUGCUGCUUCGCAGUUGAUCUCUGCAAGAACCGCCAAAGUCUCAAAAAAGGCGAAGCAGGUCACGUAUGGCCGAACUGUCAAGAGGAAGUCCACGAUAAACGAGCCUGCGAAAUCAAAGAGAGCUAGCGCUUCGAAGCUCUGCGAGCCUGACGAGACCGCUAAUGAGGAGAUGACGGAUCGACCAGCGGCAGACUUGGAGGAGCCGCGAGUCGAUGCUAAUGUUGAAGCUGACGAUGUCUAUCAUGAGUCUGGAGCAAUGACAGUCGAGUCUGCCAGUGGCGAUAUAGACGUCGUUGGUCCCAGCAACGCCUCCGUCGCUCAAGCAGAUGUCAUACCUAGCGCUGAAGCCCCUGGAGAGACCGACGACGGGGCCCAGAAAGCAAUCCCCGCCCCGAAUCGCAUCUUCGCCCUGUUCAAAGGCAUGCCGACAAACUACUAUCCUGCGACCUGGAUUGGAGGCACGGCAGAUGGAAUGAACUACAAAGUACGCUUCGACGACGGUAACGUUACCGAAGUCGGAGUUGGCCAAGUUCGAGCUCUCGACCUCCGCAUAGGCGAUAAUGUGAGGGUGGAUGACCCUAGGACCAAAGGAAGAGUCUGGCGCGUUGCUGGCUUUGGCAAUGCUGCAAGUGCUGAAGAGCGUCAACUCGGUGUUGAUGUCUAUGGACGUGCCCGGGUCAAAGUGCAGGCUAAAAUCGGUCGGAAAGGCACCUCGAAAGGCAUACCUAACGCAAGCAAUCAGGCCGGUGGCGAGAUCUUUGAGGUUUUGCUCGAGCAGAUUUUCAUCCCACCUACGCUGUGGCCGCAACUGGAUGGGCGAGCUCAUGUUCCAGCAUCGGCUACGAAGUCGACCACUGCUGCCCCCGCGCAGACGCCGUCAACUCGUUCGCGCACUCCAAACAGCGAGACCCCAUCGUCUCGAUCUCGUCGCGCUGCAGUGCCGCCGCCAGGCCAAGUGAGAGGACGCAGCAAGAGCCGAGCUUCUCAUCUGCGCGAAGCAUCUGUUGCCUCAUACGACGUUGCACCUGUUGAUGCCCCGGCAGCUAUUUUCAGCGGCAUGGCGUUUGCCAUAUCGUACGUGGGCAACGAAGCAGAAAAGGCGGACGUUUCCAGCCUGAUCGCACGUAACGGCGGGACGAUCCUGCAAGAUGGAUUUGAGGAGCUGUUCGAGCUCCCUAGCCUUGGAGAAGGCAACACAAGUUCGCCAAAGAAAAAGUCGCCGCGGAAGCAGCAGGAAGAGUCAAAUGAAGAGCAGCGAUCUGGACUACAGCUCAAGUCCGAGAAUGAGAAUGUUGGGUUCGUCGCACUUAUCGCUGACCGGCACAGCCGAAAAGCCAAAUACAUGCAAGCGCUUGCUCUAGGGCUGCCCGCACUCUCCGGCCGCUGGGUCAUUGAUUCUCUGGACGCAUCCAGGAAUCCGACAUUAAGCAACGGCAAAGUCGCUCCCCUGGCCUGGGACACAUACCUUCUACCUUCUGGCGAGAGUAGCUAUUUGCGGGGCGCGAUACGUUCUCGCACCAUUGCUCUGCAAGAUUCUCGAUCGGCUGAGCUGCCAAAGACGGUAGCGUCUCGGCCUAUUCUUCUCCAUGGCGAGAGCGUUCUGAUUGUUGCUCCGAAGAAGGGCAAAGUUGGCUGGGACAAGCGCAAGACAUAUGCCUUCCUCACGCUUGCCCUUGGCGCUGGACAGGUGAAGCGUGUGAAUGAUCUGCAGGAAGCAAAGGCUGUGAUGGAGCAGAGCCCUGACACGCCCAAGUGGGUCUAUGUGGACGGAACUGUCGCAGAGGCUGAGAAGGUCUUGUUUGGCAAGACUGCUGCCGGCAAGAAGAGGAAGCGGGAGAGCGAUGGCGCCAGGAAAGAGGAUGGAAGCAAACUGUCUGCCACAGAUGGAAAUGUGCGGAUUGUCAAUGACGAGUUUGUUGUGCAGAGUCUCGUUUUGGGGGCUUUGACGGAGUGA
This is a messenger RNA of Lecanosticta acicola, 4717 nucleotides long. The record is from the annotation of a GenBank genome assembly. NCBI's taxonomy places the organism in Eukaryota, Fungi, Ascomycota, Dothideomycetes, Mycosphaerellales, Mycosphaerellaceae.